AGGACUGAAGUUAAAUAUAUCCAACGUCAGCAUGAAAUGUCAUCGUCAUCCUUCUUCUUCUCCGUCGUUCUUCUGCACUUUCUCAGUUCUCUCUCUCAAUUAACAUUAGUAAUAACAGCACGUUGUUCAAUUUUCGGAUUGCUUCGCGGAUUUCGAUAAACACGGUAUAGUAUACAUUUCUAGGUCUGUUUCUCAAUUUGCAUAUUUCAGAGCUGAGCGAGGUGUUCGACAAUGACAUCCAUUUGCCCGCCGACGUUCCCGUCGCCGCGUACGAAUCCGAAACCUCUGAAGUUUAACUUUGUGCAUUCGAGAUUCAUCUCCUCCAAGUUCAGGCGAAGAUUGCAAUCGGGAGUUUCUCUGUCUAGGGUUCCUGAUUCCUCUUUCUGCUGCCGUUGCAACCAAAGGGGAAGUGGCGGCGGCGAUAGCUCCGAUUCAGGUGCCAAGGAGGUGUGGCGGUGGGGCUUCGGUGUUCAGGAGACUUUUAGGAAUGCAAUUAAACGUUUUGAUGACUACUUGAGUUCGUUAAGGGAUCAGAGGACGGGUGAAACUCUGGUUAUGGCGGAGAAGUGGGGAGAUGAAGAGGAGGAAGGAGAAAAGUGGGAUUGGGAGAGGUGGAUGAAUCAUUUCCUCGAGGUUGAUGAGCAGGAGCGCGUUGUAUCGAUUUUGAAGUCUCAGUUAGCUAAUGCGAUUGAAAGAGAGGAUUAUGAAGAGGCUGCUAGGAUAAAGGUGGCAAUUGCACCUCUGCUAGGAGCGACACUGUUGGCAGGGUGAUGUCACAUCUAAAGAGAUCUGUGGAGGAAGAGCGAUAUGGAGAUGCAGCUCUUAUACGUGAUCAUGCAGGGGCUGGUUUGGUUGGAUGGUGGGCUGGAACUUCAGAAGAUGCCAAUGAUCCUUAUGGUCGCAUUAUUCAUAUGAGCGCUGAACAUGGAAGAUACAUCGCUAGAAGUUACAGUCCUAGAUUGCUCGAUAUAGAGGUCAGGGAAAAUUGGCCGAGCCUGGAGUUCAAAAUCCUCGAUGGGUUGAUGGUGAACUUGUUAUAUUGGAUGGAAAGCAUAUCAAAGGAGGUCCUGUUGUUGGCUUUGUUUACUGGGGCUCCUGAACCUCACUUGGUAUUCUUCAAUCGACUCAGGCUGCUGGAUUGAGUACUUGUCACACCAAAACUUAGAUGUCACUGUUCCAAUUGUGUUCGUAGGUAAGUCCAAUAUUCUGUGUGUUUGUUCCCUUUGUGAAUAAAAUUGCCUGAAACAUGUGAUUUUAACCUCUUGCUUUUAGAGGACGGCUUUUAAGCUUCAAUGGAACAGGCGUAUAUAAUAUAUUACAUACUAAACAUUCUAUAACAGACUGUUCGAUUUGCAAGUGGAAGACCUAAUAUGGUGAUCCCUACUUCAAAGGUAACAGUAAAGACAAUUGUGCUGUUUGCUCAGAUGAGCUAUUCCGGUCUCCCAUUGAGAUUUGGGGAAGGGAAAUACCAGUUCCUGGUAUCUAGUCGAGCAAAUUGUUUGACUUAAACCACCUUUCAACUCGAUUUUUGUCACCUUGUAUAUUGAACAAGUAUUGGUGGCUUGGUGCCUGCAAUAAUACUUUUUCUAUGCUUCUGUAGUUGAGCUGGCAUUUAUGGCCUGAGUCCUCUCUCAUCAUACUUGUGGGGAAAUCAGAAACUUUGAGUAACCAGGCCAAAUCCUUGUAUCUGACCCCCUUCCCGGUUAACUACAUGAACCAUCACAGUCGUGGUGACAUUAACCGUGGAAUCUUGAGGUGUAACAUUUACUUGAUAACAGUCUCAUCUAACUAAUGCAUAGCGUGUCCUGCAUAGGAUGUAUAUAUCACCUGGCUCCAUUUUGUAUAUAUGUACAUAUAUACCUAUCUAUAGUCAGUUGAUAACAAAUUCAACAUCCAAUGUUGAGUGUUAAUUAUGAUGCUUUGGGUUUUCCCAAUUGGUUCAUGUUUCACAGAUGGCAGUUUUAUUGUGUAAUCUGUGUGAACAGUUGGUUAUUUUCAUAAUAUUGAUAUGUUUAUUUAUGAUUGAAGGCA
Salvia splendens (bonfire salvia) is the source of this 2031-nucleotide messenger RNA. Its product is annotated as protein EXECUTER 1, chloroplastic. Gene Ontology annotation, cellular component: thylakoid membrane. The record is from RefSeq and is a predicted model, not a curated record. The transcript has 6 exons. NCBI's taxonomy places the organism in Eukaryota, Viridiplantae, Streptophyta, Magnoliopsida, Lamiales, Lamiaceae. Gene Ontology annotation, biological process: response to singlet oxygen; singlet oxygen-mediated programmed cell death. Bases 771 to 1142 code for a protein of 123 amino acids.